Molecule: messenger RNA, 1545 nt
Organism: Penicillium waksmanii
Lineage: Eukaryota; Fungi; Ascomycota; Eurotiomycetes; Eurotiales; Aspergillaceae
Product: MFS transporter
Exons: 5
Coding region: 1-1545 (514 amino acids)
Biological process (GO): transmembrane transport
Cellular component (GO): membrane
Molecular function (GO): transmembrane transporter activity
Source: RefSeq, a predicted model, not a curated record
AUGGCCACCAAAUCCGACGACGAGAUGGGCAAAUCCCAAACCCAGGAAGGGGAAACCGACGUAAUUGCAACUCCAUCUGGCCCCGACAUGGUGUCACUUGGGAAUGUUGAUCAAGCUCUCGUUGCGAAAAUGACUUUAGUGAAUGAUGCAAUUGAUCAAAUCGGAUUCACGGCGUACCAUACUAAAUUAUUCUUCCUCAAUGGAUUCGGAUACGGUGUUGAUUCCCUACUACUUUUCCUCAUGAGCAUUUCCGCAGACCAAGUCGUAACGCAAUACCCACCGAAAUUCAACCGAGGUGCACAAUUGGGUUUCUACCUUGCAUUAUUAGUUGGCGCCUUAUUUUGGGGUGGGACGGCAGAUAUCAUCGGUCGAAAAUGGGCAUUCAAUUUUUCCCUGCUCACCAGUGCUAUAUUCGCCAUUACGGCCGGUGCUGCUCCGAAUUAUGUCGCUUGGGCUACACUGGUUGCCAUCUCUGCAUUUGGUUCAGGUGGUAACUUGGUCCUGGAUACAACCGUGUUUCUGGAAUAUUUACCAUCCAAUAAACAAUGGCUUCUGACUCUUUUGGCUGGCUGGUGGGGUGUUGGCCAAACUGUGGCUGGUCUUAUCGCUUGGCCGUUCAUGGCUGGAUAUAGCUGUCCGACCGACGGAUCCGUACCUUGUACAAAUGAUAACAAUAUGGGAUGGAGGUAUCUGUUUUAUACAUCUGGAGCCCUGGUCUUCGUCCUGAGCAUGGCUCGAGUCUUGGUCAUUCGAUUCCACGAAACUCCUAAAUUCCUACUUUGCCAAGGCAUGGAUGAAGAAGUUAUCAAAACACUUCACGACCUUGCCCAAAAGCAUAAUCGAGAAUGCGACCUCACACUGGCCCAACUCCAGGCCUGUGGUCAAAUUCACAGCACCCAUGCUAAGAACAAAGCAACCUUUGCCGAAGUCGGGGUGCAUAUUCGAGGCCUGUUUGCGACACGAACUCUUACCUUUUCAACCAUCUUGGUCUGGAUCUCUUGGGCUCUCAUUGGUCUCGGCUAUGCCCUCUAUUACGUAUAUCUACCGGAAUAUCUGGCAUCUCGGGGUGCAUCUACGGGCGAAUCCUCGCCCGACAUCACCUGGCGAAACUAUGCCAUCACCAACCUGUGUGCAGUACCAGGGCCGAUCAUUGCCAGUUACAUGUGUGAAAUGCGAAUAUUCGGUCGAAAGGGGACAAUGGCAGUUGGUGCCUUUAUGACCAUGGCCUUCUUUUUCGGAUAUACCGCUGUAAAAACAGGCCCUCAAAACCUCGGAUUUUCUUGUGCCAUCUCGGUUUCGAUCAACAUUUACUAUUCAACCUUGUACGCCUACACGGUUGAGAUACUUCCUUCAGCUCAUCGUGGUACCGGAAAUGGUAUUGCUGUGGCUCUGAAUCGAUUGAUGGGAAUGGUUUCUGCGUUGAUCGGUGCAUUUACUUCAACGUCUACCUCGGUUCCAAUUUAUGUCUGCGCUGCAUUACUGGGAAUGGCUGGUAUUUUGGCCAUCCUUUUCCCCCUCGAGUCGCGUGGAAAGCAAAGUAUUUAA